AUGGAAAAGUCGAGCAAUUUAACCGAUCACGUGUAUAGAAGAGCUGAAACACGUGAUAGACACCGCCGAAAUGCCAUAUUUUAUCAGGAUGAAGACGAUGAGGAUGUUAUAUAUGAGGAUCGAACAGCUCUCCAGACUGGCAGAAGAGUUGAGAACUCAUACAGGAAAUGUUAUAUUAACACCAAAGAAACUACGAAAAGUUAUCUUAACAAUAAUUCGAAUCAUGAUCAAUCAGAGUCUAAAGAAUACAGAGAAGGCAGUCCCGAAGGAGAUGCUCCCAUAUAUCCCUUAAAUCCACCGGACGAUCCAAAGGAUCCUGACCAAGAUUGUGAUCCUGCAGAACGUAGCCGCAUAUUCCGUUCGAAGUGCACAGACAAGUCCUUGCCUUAUGUGAUCGCAGGAUAUGUUGUCGGUUUAUUAAUGGUCUUGAUCUGGUAUUACAGACAUCCAGAAAAAGCAUGCCGCGAUCUAAAUGGAAAAUGGGUUUUCAUUGUCUUGUUUUUUCUUCUGUUGAUCAUAUUAGUUCAGAGACGUCCAGCAAGGUGCAUUGCAGCCCUAUGCCUUGCAAGCCUAGCAAGCUAUCAAUUUCGGGCAGUGAUUAUAGCUCUAGCUUUCUUGGUGGCGUGUCUGGGACCUGUUAAAAAUAUAAUCCACAACAUAUGCAUCAUGGCGAACUCUGCAUCCUGCGGACAAAAUGUUCUGAAACAGGCACUGAGGCUCAUGCAACGUAUUAUAUAUGAUCCUUCUCGAUCGGUGGAAGAAGCUUUUCAAUCCACUUUGUCUGACGCUCGCAGGCUCAUGGAUAAGUUAGACAGGCUUUUAAUGAGCCUAGAGGGACCCAUAGCCCAAAUACAUGCCACAUAUAACACCUGCACUAGUUGGUUGACCUUGCAACGGGAUCACUUUGACGUCAAGAUGGGGACUCCCUACAAUCGCUGCUUGAAGGCAGGGAACCUGAGUAUUUCUCAGUGCAAAAGUGAAUUCCGCAAGGAAACUAAAAAUUGUUGCAAUCAACAACGAUUCGCUUGGUUCUGUGAUAGUCUAAAGGGCGUGAAAAGCUUUUUCGAUGAUAAUCUUCAAUGGUCCCAGAUGAUCAUUGAGGAAAUAUUCCAACGCUUGCAUUUAUGCUUCAUAAAAAUCAGGUUCAUUUUUAUAACCACCAUUAGUUUUGAUCACACUUCGAAAUUGAAUUCAUCAAGUUCUCUAACCACCAACAAAGAUCUUGUAAACGACGAUCAGGAUAUAGGUAAACACUUUGAGUUGCAGAGACGAAAGUUCUUGAUUGUCUUUCUGUGGCUUGAUUUGAUUAUCUUUGUACUCCUGCUGACUGUGAUCCUUCAAUCGCUGUACUUCUGGUUCCGCUACUUGGCAGGUGACAGCUUUGAGAAUAUCUAUAUAACAAAAGAUCUAGAGAACUAUGAUGAUGAUUACUAUGAGGUUAUGGGAGCUCGGGCCUUGCCCUUGAGCAGCUGUGAAGAAAAUGAAUAUGUGAAGCUAAGUUCCAGGAGGCUUCUACCCAGAGAGUACAGUACUAUAUGUCGUUCGUGGAUGUUUCUGAUGAUCACGGGAAUCCAGCUUUUCUGUAUUUGCUAUGUGGACUACAGUCUCUAUAGUAUGCUUACUUUAAUGUCCAGUCAUGGACAAAUGGUCUCAACUGAUCUUCAAUCUUCUGCUUACGAAAAGAUUGUUAUUAAAGGCGGCGGUAUAAUAGGUGACAUCCUACGAGAUCUCGUUCAUGCUUUUGAGCCAAAAACCUUUAAGAUUAAUACCCAAAGAUGCCUACCAGUUCCAGGGAAGCCAAAAUAUCUCCGAUAUAUAUGGAUCUUAUUGCUAUAUCUGCUGGCCUGGUUUAUGGUCUUUUGGGAGCCAUAUGGACUCCGUCAAAGACACCGCAUCAUGGUCUACUUUUAUCCACAGAAUUCAAAGCGAAGAGCUCGCAAGUUGCACUACAUCAUCUUAAAGGAAAGAAAAAAUUUGUUUAAGGAUAGAUGUCAGCAAGCACGACUAUUAAACGCAUUUGAGAACAACAAUCAGCUUUUAAUAUGCAUUCCGUGGCUUAAUUCCCUCUUAAGAUGGUUUGGUUCACCAACAUAUUUGUGUCGUUGUCGAGGAUCUGUUCUUUGCAAAUGCUGCACCAUUUGCAAAAAACCGUUGACAAAAUAUGAUAAUAACCCCUGCGAUUUGCCAUCCUGCAGGGGAAUCUACUGUAAUAUGUGCUUCCAAGACUGUCACAAUGUGUGUAUUUUGUGCAGUGUCCCAUUCGACACUGAUAUAUUUGAGCUUGGGAAUUCUUCUAGCGAAUCCGAUGCUGACUGCAGUCUUGGAAACACUAACACCCAGCAGCGAGAUAAAAAAGCGUAGAGCUUUAUUUAAAAAAUUUU
Drosophila eugracilis is the source of this 2381-nucleotide messenger RNA. RefSeq names its product DC-STAMP domain-containing protein 2. Bases 1 to 2361 code for a protein of 786 amino acids. The record is from RefSeq and is a predicted model, not a curated record. Gene Ontology annotation, cellular component: membrane. Lineage: Eukaryota; Metazoa; Arthropoda; Insecta; Diptera; Drosophilidae. The transcript has 10 exons.